GUUGCUCACCUGCUGCAUGUCAACCGUUCCUUUUUCCUUUUUUAGGCACGUGAAGUGAGUGAUCGUGCCCAAACAGGUGCAGACGCUCUGACUCCGCAUGAGUAUACAACACAAUCCGCAAUCGUCGAGCUCCACAAGAAGAUGCAGUACCGACGGUAGAAACAAACGUUGCAUUGUCAACGAAUUUCCCGAUUCCAGACCUCUGUUUCCACUUGGUCAUCAUCGAGGACAUCGACCAUGUCCAAAACAAAAGUGCUCUUGCUAGGUGCUACCGGCGAGACUGGUGCUUCGAUCCUCGAGGGACUGGCCAGAGAUGGUAGCUUCGACAUUAGCAUCGCAGUCCGUCCAGCGUCGGCGGACAAGCCAGCAGUUCGCGCUCUCGCAGACCGUGGCUUCUCAAUUCUUUCUAUUGAUCUUAGCAAAAAGGUCAAUGCCUCUGUCCUCACGCCGUUCGAUACUGUCAUCAGCAGCAUUGGUCCUGAAUCCCAGCAGAGUCAACUGAACUUUGCCAGAGCGGCCAAAGCUGCCGGGGUCACACGCUUUGUCCCCUGUGGCUUCAUUACCGUCUGUCCCCCAGGCGGUAUCAUGGCACUCCGUGACGCCAAGGAAGAAGUGUACAACCUCAUCUUCAAACUCCAUCUGCCAUACACUAUCAUCGACACGGGAUUCUGGCACCAGAUUUCGUUCCCACCGCUGCCUUCUGGCAAACUGGACGAGUUCCACUUCCUGGGAGAGAACAAGCUUUACGGUGACGGUAACGCGCCCAAUCUCCUGACUGAUUUACGCGACAUUGGCCCCUUUGUGGCUCGCAUCAUUAGGGACCCGCGGACAUUGAACAAGAAGGUCUUCACGUGGUCGGAUGAACUGAGUCAGAACGAGAUCUACGCUCUAGCAGAGAAACUUUCUGGCGAGAGCAUCGACAAAAAGCCAUUUUCCUUGGAGGAAAUAGAAGCUGUCAUCACCAAAGCCAAGCAGGCUGUCGAUGCUGAUCCCACGAACAUCGGAUUGCAGAUGGGUCUUUGGAGUCAGGAAUACAAUAUGUCGAAAUACUACCGUGAAGACAACACAAGAAAGGUUGCUCUCUAUCUCGGCUAUCUGGACGCAAGAGAGUUGUAUCCCGAUUUCAAGCCGAUUACAUUUGAGGAAUACUUCAAGGAGAUCCUGGAAGGGAAAGGGAACAGGCCGUACGCGGGCAGGUUUUGAGGGCGAUGCGUGAGAAACGCGGCGCCUAAGAUCCGAUUUCGGCUGCACGGCGUCAAUGUACGGCGAAAAUGAUGUUUCCCUUAACUGUCUAGGAAGGACUCGAGGCUGGUAGCGUAGGAUCCGGCAGGGAUCAAAGCCCAGGCACUUCUGCAAAACCACGAUGACCUUGUCGAACAGUAGGAUAGGGGGUGUAAGACAGGUAUGAUGUGUGUAAGGGUUGGAAGCAUGUAAGAAGUAAAUAGCCA
Exophiala viscosa is the source of this 1448-nucleotide messenger RNA. Its product is annotated as isoflavone reductase family protein. Gene Ontology annotation, molecular function: oxidoreductase activity. The transcript is spliced from 2 exons. Lineage: Eukaryota; Fungi; Ascomycota; Eurotiomycetes; Chaetothyriales; Herpotrichiellaceae. Bases 238 to 1203 code for a protein of 321 amino acids. The record is from RefSeq and is a predicted model, not a curated record.